This is a messenger RNA of Durio zibethinus, 1498 nucleotides long. RefSeq lists its product as uncharacterized. The record is from RefSeq and is a predicted model, not a curated record. Lineage: Eukaryota; Viridiplantae; Streptophyta; Magnoliopsida; Malvales; Malvaceae.
CAGUGGGACCACUAUAAAUUUCCAUUGGAGCUUUUAAACCGCAGCCUAACGGCUACUCAUGUUCUCUCAAUUUGAAACCACACCAGAGAGUUGAAACCUAAAGAAAAAAGAGAAAAAAAAAUCCUUUCCAAAAUCUCCCAUAAAUCUCUUGUUUUCUGUCUUCCUUUCAAAGACGCUAACUCCAAAGCCUCAGUAUCAUUAAUCCCACUCUUUUACCCUACAAAAAAAAUACCUUUUAUUUUUAAAUUAUUGCAAGAUCUAGGGAUCAUCGAGAAUCAAAUUUUUGAGUAAUUGAAACCAUGGACAUCCCUCAAGAAAUCGACGAUUACAUAAAAGAAACAAUCGAAGAUUCCUUAGGUCUUCAAAUCCCUACCCAAUCUUUGCAAUUGAAACUCCGCUCCGCCGAAGAAGCCCAGCGUCGCCUCCGUGACCGGUGCCUGUUCCUUCUAUCAAAAUUGAAAGAGAAAGAUCGAAUCAUUGAGCGAUCAAAGGCGGAAGCGAAUAUGAAUGCGGUGGCGUUGAAAAGAUUCGUGGAAGAGAAUCAGAAGCUUGCAGCGGAGUGUACGAAUUUGUUGACUCAGUGUAACAAAUGGGAGAAAGAGUGUUCGCUUUAUGAUCAUGACAGGGAAGCGUUGAUGGAUUUUGGGAAUGAGGCUGAUGAGAGGGCAAAGGAAGCUGAGAUUAGGGUUCAUGAAUUGGAAGAUGAGUUGGGGAAGUUAACUGAAGAAUUAAGGUUCUACAAAUACCGUUGUGAGACUCAAGGGAUUGAUUCACCUUCUGAGGGUACAACUUUGGAAGAGAAUUUGCUUGAGUCGGUUCUAGCAACAUUGAUUUGUAAAGAUGAAGUUAUGUCUGGACGAGCAUUCCUGGAAGAAAAUAAUUCGCUAGAAUCACUUCAAAGGUUGCUUAAAAUGUGGAACAGGUUGAGGCCUUCAACUCAAAAAGUUUUGUCACUAGCUGCUGAGGUUAAGACCCUUGAGAAAGACAAGGAACAUCUCAGGAUGAACCUUAGUAAAGCUGAAGAGGAGGUCAAAGUUCUGUUUGAAGAAAACAACAUAUUGGACAAGGAGAACAAAAGAUUAUUGAGGCAAUACCAUAAAGAAAAGAACCUCCAUGUUUCUGGUGGGACGCAUACUGGUAGUACAUCUGCAAAGACAAACAAGCGAAAAUCAAGUCCCAAGAUAUGCAGCCCAAUUGAGAAGAAGAUUGACUUUACUGAUCUAGAUUCGGCAAGGAAGCCUCUGUCACCCCUGCUAUAUAACUCCCCUGACUCGAGAAUGCACAAGUGAAGAUAUGAUCUCAUACAUGAUUGGAUCUAACUUCUUGUCCAUUGGUUAUUCUUUGUAUCGAUCAUGGUGUUAGACUUGGAUUUUCGGAUAGCUUUUCUGAAGCUACAGUGUGUGUAGUUUUCAUCUUUUGCUUGUCUUCAGCAUCGCUCUAACGAAUCUGAUGUAAUAGAAUAAAGAAUUUCUCAAACUAAUGCAGUAAUAAGAAAUUU